CUUAAUUUGGUGUUUGGUGCAAAAAUCAUGUCUAAUUUUUCAGAAAUACCCGAGAUAUGUUUUCAUCCAGUUUAAAUUCAUGUAGGACCAUUUUGAUGUUAGAAAUUCAUAAUAAAAUAGCACUAAUUUACCACCAAACACCAAAUGCAAAUGUGGACUGAACACUGCCAUGAAAAAGUUGGAGAUUAUUACAAUAUGUUACAACUUCCAAAAAUCACAAGGUCCUAAAAACCUAAUGACGGACCCCAAAAUACUAGAACAAAGUGUCAUUGGACCCAAAAUACUAUAACACAGACCAUUAAUAUUGACAUAAAGUAGAACCACUUUACAAACCAAACAAAAACAGUGAUGGACGAAAAACGAAUGAAACAAUUUGGCUUUAAAAUCAUUAAUGGAUGCUUAUUUCAUAGCCAGGCACAUUUUGACACGCUGGAAAAGAUUCACACUUUACCAAUGAGAGAGGAUGAUAUCGUCAUCAGUUCUUAUCCAAGAUCAGGAACACAUUGGGUAGGCUCCAUGGUACAUCUUAUCCUUCAUUCAGAUGACUUGCACGCAGCUAACAAUGUCCAUGUUCAUGACAGGUUCACAUGGUUGGACAUUCCAAAACAAAUGCUCAGUGGUGAGAUUGGACUAAAAGAUGUCAACAAACAGCAUGGCAACUUUCAGUUUGAUACUUUUACUUCACUCCCCUCUCCCCGAAUAUUUGUCAGUCAUCUGGGGUAUCCCUUUAUGCCUAGAGGUAUUACAGAUGGGACUUGUAAGCUGGUCGUUGUGAUGCGUAAUCCCAAGUCCGUACUCUGCAGCAUAAGUCAUAUGUUCAAGAGUUUCCAAGGCGGGGCUGAAGUUUCGGAGGCUGACUUUCGAACACUUGAUAACAUCUUGGAUGAUAACCUCACACAGCAAAAUGACAGAUUUGUGUAUGGCACCUGGUUCAACCACCUGUCUGGCUUUUGGGCACAAAAAGAUCAUCUAAAAGUGCUGUUCAUUAAAUAUGAGGAUAUGGUGAAUGACCUAGCGGAAUCUGUUACUAAAACUGCAGAAUUCUUGGAGAAAGAUCUCACGGAAGCUGAAAAAGACAAUAUAGUUGAACAUCUUACCUUCAACAAAAUGCGAAAUAAUCCCAAAACAGGCAAAGUAUUUGAGACAAUCAAGGAGAGAUCAGGACACGACAACAGUGCAGGUCAUAUGAGGAAAGGUGUAAUAGAUGACUGGAAGGAUAACCUUACGGUGUCUCAAAGUGAAAGAAUUGACUCUUUCCUUCAAGACAAAAUACAAAAACUUGGACUUGAGUUCCAAUAUGAAUAAUAAAAAUAUAACUAUUAUAUUUAUAAAGAUGUAUAUAACAAAAUGGCAACUCCAUGGACCAAAUGAACAAUUAUGUAUCUCAAACAUUAAAAGCUAGCGUAUCUAGACGGGGGUGUGGAGGGUGCACGGCUGCACGCCUCCUCCAAAAAGUCAGAAUUUCAACUGGAAAUCAAAAUAGAAGGUUAUGGAUUGUCAAUAACGCAUUGCAUAUGCUUAAAUCAGACCCGGGAUUUGGACCUACAGUGCUACACUCCUGAAAUUGGUCAGAAUGCACCAAAUUAUGUUCAAUUUUCACAUUUUUCUGGGGGGAGAACCCUCCAGACCCCCUAACACAAAAUCCUGGGUCCGCCCCUUUUAAAGAAUAGUAAAAAGUAACCAU
Molecule: messenger RNA, 1684 nt
Organism: Owenia fusiformis
Lineage: Eukaryota; Metazoa; Annelida; Polychaeta; Sabellida; Oweniidae
Source: the annotation of a GenBank genome assembly